This is a messenger RNA of Mesocestoides corti, 8748 nucleotides long. NCBI's taxonomy places the organism in Eukaryota, Metazoa, Platyhelminthes, Cestoda, Cyclophyllidea, Mesocestoididae. The record is from the annotation of a GenBank genome assembly.
UUAAUCAACAUGCUAAUACGGUUGGUUAGUGCCGUCUUAAACCGUUUUCUCGGUCAAUACGUAGAGAAUCUAGAUACCGAACGUCUUUCAUACAGCCUUGGCUACCAGGGCAACGUCAUCCUUACUGAUUUACGUUUAAAAGAAGAUGCUCUGAGUCACCUUUUGGGUCUACCCUUACGACUAAAAGCAAGCCAUAUCGCCCGUGUCAAACUGCACAUUCCCCUGACUCAACUUCGAUCACAGCCAUGGUGCAUUACCAUCGAGGACGCAGAGUUAGUAGUUUACCCUAACGGUGAGGAUGAUCAUAAUGCAACUGCUUCUACUACGUCCGAUCUUGGACCCACGGACGAAGCAGAUCCUGACGAGAUUCUGAGAGUUCGCAGGAGGGCAUACUUGGAUCGUCUCGAGUCGCGCUGGUGGCAAGUUGUGCAGCAAGGUGGUCUUGUGGGCGCCGCAGGAAUCGCAUCACCCACUGACUCCUCAUGGUGGUCUUAUGGCGUCUCCCUUGUCUACGGUAUCGUCAGCAACCUCCACGUGGAGAUACGCAAUAUACACUUUUACUUUGUUGAUGAAAAAGGAGUGAUUACGGGAAACAGAAAACCCUCAUUUUCUUGGGGUAUCCUACUAGACAGGAUGACUGUGCAGGCCACCGAUGAAAAUUGGAAUCCUUCGAAUCGAUCAUCAGAGCAGCAAAUUGAAUUCAAAUCGAUUGAUAUUGUUGGCCUUAGUGUGUACUGGCUGGAGAAAUCUGAUCGUCAACGACAUCACCUGAUUCCACCAAGUCAAUUUUCAAUUCACUUACUCCGUCGCACAACGCCAGAGCCCCUAACAAGUGAUGAGACAGCGCGCAUCGAAGUUGAUGCGAAAUUGGAGUCAUUGAAUCUGGAUCUUUCUAAAAGAGCUCUUGGGUUCUCGUACAAAUUGAUCAAGUACUUUAAAAACCACUUGACUCCUACUCGUCGGCCUAGACUGCGACCGUCUAAACAACCCUCGGCUUGGUGGAGGUACGCGGCGUGCGAGCUGGUGCCUGGUUUGAGGAAGCAUCUAAGCCCUCGCCAGACGCUAGAUCUGGACCAUCUGGCUGACGAAGCCUCGUUGACCAACCGCUACGUACGGGCUUACGAAGCACACCUUCUACAGGGACUUGGGAUCACCGCGACAACAGGGGUGGAGGCGUUGGAGUCUUUGGAGGAGCGUAUGUCUCUUGAACGUGUUGCGCUUCUUCGCCAGGUUGCUAUGCAACGCGCGGCUUCACACACAGACCCGCAUCAAUUUUGUUGCAAUGCCGGCGCAUUACAGAGGCGAGAACGCAACCAACCGCCCGCGAACCCACCGUCACAGUCCUGGUGGCCGAGCUUCCUUUCUGCGGGUGCUGCCACCACCACCUCGGCGUCGCCUCCACCUGAGUCCGCCGACGACGAAGGCGACGCGCCGAGGCCCUGGCGCCUCUGGUGGUGGUUCUCCGCUGCGCCACCUGUCGAGAAGUGCGCGGAGGAGAAGGUGGACACGACCAACUCCGAGGCCGCCCUCAUGCUGCUCAACGAGCUUGUCGCUGCCCAGGACGUCGGACAGGUGCUCACACGCGACCGUCUCUUCUGCAAGGUCACCUGCUGCGUCGACCGGUUUCGCAUGGCGCUGGACGAUCAGGCCGUGAGUUGGUGGUUGCUGGUUUUUGUCUUGGGGUCUCUUUGUUCAUGGCUCAUCUUCUCAGGGAUACCAUCUUUUGAACCGCUCUGCAGCUUGACCGCGGACGAUCUUCGUCUCCAGAUGGAAACACGUCCGCGCCAGGAGUCGCUGCUCUUCAACGCCAGCUUGCACUCCCUCGUGGUGAGCGACGAACGCACCCGUCUAGGGGGACGUGUGCAGCCCCUUUUCCCAGCCGUCAUAUCCCCCCAACCAACCUCAGGUGAGAGGCCCUCCGAUUCCACUGCGGACCUCUUUUGGCUGGAAUAUGCCACUGGACAACCCGCGUCCGAAACUCCUGCAAGUUUGCGAAUACGAACAGCCCCGCUGCGCGUCAUCUGUCAGCCCGAGCUCUUCAACGAGGCCGUGAAGUUCUUCGAGGCCGCUUCCAGUGGAUUCUCCAACCAAGCAUCGGGUCGAGUCCAGGAGAGUGCCUACGACACCAUCAAGUCACAGACGAAGGCCAAUUUGCGCGCAGCACUGCACAACGUGGAGGCCGCAGACGAGUUGCAGCAGGGGCUGGAUUUCGGCAGACCAGAGUCCCCCAGUGCGAGGCGUGGAGCUCCGCCGUCCACCGCGCCGAGUCUGAGUCUGCACCUCGACAUCGCCGCACCACGAAUCCUGCUCCCAGAACGCCUCUGGCCGACGCCGCAGGAGGAGGUGGCAGAGGCUGCGUGUGGACCACCACCCAGCCUGCUUGGAGUUAUUUGUGAUUUCGGGCGCUUUCGGCUCUCCAACUGGGACGCGGAGUCGAUUUCCACCGGCGAAGCGGAAGAAAAGGCAAAAGCUCCAGCCAGGAGCGUUGACUCCGUUGGUGAGGAAGAUGAUGACACCGAAGAAGAUGAAUCAGAUGCCUUUGAAACGCCCUGUGGAACUCCGGUUGCCUCGGACUCGGAGUCUGUGCCAUCGCCCACUGUUGCACACAAACGAAGGCUCUCUCUCCACAGACGCCGUCCGCCGUUUCAGCGCCAACGACGCAGGCUCUACGAAACAUACCUCCUUGAAUUGGACCAACUGCGCAUCCUCGCGGGCCGCCUCGACGUGCUCCAAGCCUCAGCAUUUUGGCCUGACUUGCUGUCGAAAGGGUCAAUUCCAUCAGGAGCCAAUCGUCUGCACGCCUCGGUGGUCGCCUCUCAGGCUCACCUCGUGGACCGCUUCAGUCUGGCGAUCUGGAUCACGCGUCGAGUAGUUCGCAUGGCCGACAUACCAUCAAAGACGAGUCUUUCCAAUUUCACCAUACCUCCCGGUGUUCCCAGCGACCUGCCGGGUCUCCUUGUGUGUCUGGAGCAGCGCCAGUGCGUGCUCCGCCUGUCCGAUGUCAAGGUUGCCGCCAUUCGAAGGUGUCUCGCCGCGGUCGCCUCAGCGUCGACAGAGAAAAGUGAAGCGUGCGAUUCGCGACCGCGACCACAAGCCCCGCCAGGGCGGUUACGCCACUCGUCAACUCUUCAACGACGCCAUCGACAACGAUGCGUCUCUGCGGGGGGCACGUCUUCACCGAGACGGACCAUAUUACUCACCUUCAGGAUGUCGGAGCUCAUUCUGCAGCUCGACUCGCGAGGCAGGUCUAGUCGUCCACUGGCUGAAUGUCGUCUGGGCUCAACUGCUGCGCGAUUCGCCCGUUCCAAAGACGCCGAUCACAGCCUCACACGCUACGACAUGUGUAUGCAGGUCCAUAGCCUCACCGUCGCUGACGCUCUUUGUGGUCUUGGAGGGGACUUUGACCUCCUGGCGGCGUCUCACCGCGGUGUCCGAUUGGACACGCUGUCCGGCAACUUAAACGUCACGUCUACGCCAAGGAGUGAGCAGUCCUCGCCGAGAGUUCACCUGCCCAGCCAAUCACAACCUGCCAGCACUCCACAGCCGUUUCUUGACUCCAUCGACGACGAUACAGGUUCCUCAACCGCGCUUAUUCGCGUGGAUUAUUCCCGGUCGUGCAUCACGUCAGAAACUGCCGUCUCCCAGCAGAACUCGAGACGAAUGGACGUCAAGUUCCGCCAUCUGGAUCUUCUUGGUAAGUUGUGCAGACAACGCCGGAGUCUUCGCCUGUCCACCAUUGUCCCCAUCCAACGCCAGGUCAAGCGUGUAAGCUACGCGCGCAACCUAAACACACUGCUAGAACUCAUCUCCUUCGUGCGAUACGUCACACCGGAGAGUGAAACCACGACGACAUUGAGCUCCGCGUCUUCGGCCAACCCAUCAUCAGAAUCUCCGGACACUAAUUCAACCGUAAUUGACAACAGUAGUAGUCUCGAGAUGUCGAUUAGCGUUGAACGUCUUAGUCUCGUUCUAAUCCAUGUCACUGAGCUUCCAAAGCCUCACCACCAGAUGGACUGGGAUGAAGACGAGAGGACAAAGACGUCGCCACCACAGGCCACCGCCGAACGUCUAGCAACCAUCACCUUGCUCGGCGCGCUCUUCAAGUCACAUGCCAGUCGCGGCCUGACUCAACGCUUCGAAGUUAGCCUCGCCGGACUGCAGGUGCUCGAUCUCAUGGGCGUGGGUGACGCGUCAUUGUCCGGCCCGCAGCACCGCCACAUUUUCGCUGCCGGCCAGUGUCUAGACCCCGAACUGCCCGACGACUUCGCCUCGGUCGGACAGAAACCCGUCUUCACUGUGUCCGCUAACCGAGAGGCCUGUUUACUGGGCUAUCACAUUAGGUUCUCCGACUCGGGAAGAUUUUGUUUACCACCGUCUUUCUGCGACCCUCAGGCGGAGGUUUCCAGUCCUGUCUACGUGCACAAGCCUCGCACUCUGCACGAAAUCUCCUCGUGGUUCUCCCGCCUCUACCACUGGACCGCGGUGGUGGGAGUGCUUGCUCAGAAGCUCAAAAAUGUCGCCACGCGACAGGUCGUGGAGGCUCCGGCGGCGUCGCCGUUCGCCAGCUUCCGAGCGACCUUCGAACAGCCGGUUGUGGUGUUCCCCGCCGCCGCGACCUCCGCUCGCGUCCUCAUCGCCCGCCUCGGCCGACUCACUCUGACCAGCAGCGGACCCCAUCUGGUGGAGCUGUCGGUGGCCCGAGCGAGUCUUGCUUCGCUCGAUGUCGUCGAAGGCAUCCCGCUUGUGCGCGGCACCUCGCAGACCGUGAAAGCCAUGCUCACGCUUGCUCAUUACCUCGGUCUGGUCACCUCGGCGGCAGAAGUCGCCGUGCUGGAGGACAUCUCCGCUGACCUCCAUUUAUCGCGUCAGACAACACCAAGGAGUUGGUCACAGUCCACGAACCCCGGCGUGUUUGAUUGGCCGGCUGGCUUUGACGCGGAGGCACCGUUAAUUCCGUUCGCGGACACCGAUCCUGUGUUGAUCGCAGGGCCUUCGAAGGAAACCUGGGUUAUGGUCGAGGCUUGCCUUGUUCAGCCUUUGCACGUGUGCCUCACCAAGAUCGUCUACCAACAACUCCUACAAACCCUGGAUAACCUCACAUACGACGACGACGACGACGACGCCGACGGUGGCUACAGUGAUGGUCAUUGUGCGGCGUCUUCUGCAGCAGAACUGACGGAGAGCCACAGAGCCGCUGAGGGCUUCUACGACGACGACUCCUCCUGGCGACCGCAGGCCACCCCGCUCUUCGCGGUGCGCUUCAGGAUGCCCUACCUGGUGGUGGAAACGUUCGCUGACAUGAGCGGUGAGGCGCAGCCCGUCGGCCUGACGCGUCUCACUCUAGCCGACUUCUUCAUCACCGCCUCGAAGUCUCCUCGCCUCGUCGGAGGUCUGACGCGCAUUGAAGCGAGCCUUGCCAGUCUGUUGUUGGAGAACAUGUUGCCCGGCGACGCGGCUUUAGAUGGCACCAACGAGAAUCGUUACCUCCUCUUCUCUCACCAGUCUCCAUCAUCAUCAAUGGAACGUCGUGGAAGGCUUCGACGUCAGCGUCGUCUGGCCGAUUCUUGUCCAGACGUUCGUGGGACACCUUUCAAAGCGUUUUUCCAGCACAAGACAACAGGCGUCGCCGAGCGCUUCCGAGGCCCACGAUGGAGGAACACCCAGUCCUUCACGGACCCCCGUUCUGUCGGCGAAGAGGUCGUAGCGAAGAGGGGCGCAGGAUUGAGGCUGAGUAGCAAGCGAAGGCGUUCUGCGUCGAUGGACGCCGGCGGACAGGUUUGUGCACCGACGAGAGUCGGCGCCGCCGGGGCCGUGGGUGGACGACAGUUUGUUCGGAUUCGUGUGCUCCUGGUGGACCAAGGCAGCCCCCUCUUCUCCACAAAAUACCAAUCUAAGCGGCGGUUCGUCGAUGUUGACUUCUCCUCACUCACCUGUUACCUCAGUCUCCACCCGUGGGUGCUUCUUCUUGAUUUCCUCAGCGUCGGCUCACCCAUCACAGCCUGUGACGAAUUCGACAUUGAACCGGUCACGAAAUCGCGCGCAAAACUAGACGAGGUGGACAAGGCCAUGCAGACUGGUGGUGACUACGAGACUACAGUGACGACACUCAACGUCUCCGAAUUCUCCCUCCUUCUCGACACCGCUGUGGAUAGAUCUCAACCACCUGAGCACCUGCUCCGUGCUUCAGCCGCAUCGCUGCACCUUCACUUGACCAAUUAUAGUCGUCCUAUCGCCGCUGGUGGUGAUUGGAUGUACCUUGACGGUCGUCUUGGUGAAGUGUUGGUUGAGGACUUGUCGCACACGGGCAAGCUCUAUGGGCAGCGGUUCGUUACCACACCGUCGAGGGUUGGCGGCAGCGAUAGCAACGAGAACGUCGGCUUCCUGUCCUUCCGCCUCACCAAGUACCAGUUGCCCGACCCCGAACUGUCUCGUAGGACGGAAGACGGCGUGUUGCGCCUGAGAUUGGGUCCGGCGUACUACGUUCACACCCAGGACUUCCUCGUCACCUCAAUCGAUACCCUGGACCGCUUCCUGCAGUAUCAGGACCUCAUGAAUCGCGUGAGGGCUUCGUCUGCAGGCUACAAGGCACGCACACCGCGCAACUAUGUACGUCAACGCGCGCCGCUGUCAAUGCGUCUCCGCUUGGACGUGGAAGCUCAGGCGCCGAUUGUCGUGCUUCCGGUUUCUGCUGCCAGCGACGCUGCUCUCGUCUGCGACCUCGGAACCCUCACUGCGGUCAACGAUUUCGUCUGGCACGACGACCCCAACAUCGCCGAUGAUGAGGAUGAUGUCAAGGUAGCCGGUGGAGACUUUGAGGUGGAGAAGCAGCGGUGCAAGUACUGCGCCGAGAACUAUGAGGAAGGUAGAGAACUCGGCCAAGACGACUUAAUGACACAAAGCCACUGUCCAACGAUGACGUCGUCAACAGAAUCGCUCGGCACCGACGCGGAAUCGGAUGAGUCACCUUGCUUGCUCGAUCGAAUCCAGCUGACUCUCAACCACAUCGAAGUCUACCUGGGGAAACGCCACGACGCCGACGGUAGGCCUCCCCGAUGGAGGCCUCUAGCAACUGAAGUCGUCGGUCGCGGGGUGCAUUUCCGAUGGUUCUCGAUCCUGCCUGCCUCGCAGUCGCUCUUGACUGAGCCCUUUGGGCUCAGCGUGCGCGUGGAGCGGAACCUCUCAAGCGGUCGGCGUCAGCACGCCGCGCCAGACUGGCGUCUCUCGGCCCGUCUCCGUCUGCUCUCCCCUCUCCACCUCUCUCUGGACGACUACGCUCUCCUCCGCGGCGUCCUUUCCCACAAUCUGGCCUCAUCUCCGCCGGCGCAACCAUCCACCAAUCAGCUGCCGCCACCUCAUAAUGCUAGUCCCACUCGGGAGCCGUCUUACACCCGGAAACCGCACAAGGUCUUUGCCUUCAGCUUUGACCUUGAGGACGUGGCCAUCUGUAUGGCCGUGCCCAGCGAUUGGCCGUCGUUGCAUCAAACUACGGGGGAUUCGCAGUCGCGCGCGUUUUGUCGCCUGGACCUCACGCGUUCACGACUCACCUACGACAGCUUCUCCUGCGGUCGUCGUGUCACCGAUCUGUCAUGCUCGGCUGCCACCUUCACGGACACACGUUUCACCGGGUGUGCGCAACCGCAGAACCUCUUCCCAAGCAUUCUGUCAGCACUUACCACGCAGGAGUCGCCGAAUUUGUCGCCGCAGUUCCGCGUGACCCAGGUGGUGGCGCCUUCGAACGGCAACGCCACGCAUCCCUCCAACUCCUCCUGCAUGACCUUCCACCUUCGCUCGAUGCGCCUCAUGCUCGCGCUGGACUGGCUUGUCGAUCUGCACAGGUUCCUCACCCACCCCCCACUCGGCCCAUCUUCACUCGGCUCCAGCACCAACUCACUGCGGCGGUCUUCAACCAAUGCGACAACAGACAGCUGUCUGAUGGAGGAAAAUGCCCCACAGCAACCGCAAGGCACUUCAGAUCUUCGAAUCUUCACUGAGCAAACGGAAUUCGUCAUCAUGGAGAACCCAGCCGAGUUAGACACGAACACGGUUGUGCUCACAGUGAGUCUUCACUUGGGGGCAAUGUGUUUCCUGCUGCGAUCGGGUGGGCUUCUGAGCCAGUCUUUGAUGGUCCUCUGUCUCCACGGUGUUGGUGUGCACACGUUCGCGGGGUGUGUGGACAGUCGUGCGGUUAUUAUCGAACCGACUGACCUUGAGGUCCUCGUAACCCCCCCACCGCCCUCUCCCCGCGUCCACCACCAGCACAGCUCCCGCUCCUCCUCCUGCACCGGACUUCAGGAGUUGGUGUCACCGCGAGCUAGCCUAGUAGUGCGAACCUCAACGCUUCGCACUCACUUCUCAUACACCGACAGUCAGCUCUUCGUGGCGCUGCUGGAUUCGCUCAGGGAGCAGGCCGCGUUCGCCUUCGGUUCCUCCGCAGGUCGCGACGCAGACUGCGUUGCGUCCGCCACGCUUGAGGCGCCACCACCACCACCACCACCACCGGAGUCUCGCGCGGUCCUCUGGCUGCGCCAUCUCGUCGAACACCUCACUCCACACAUCUCAAGCGUCGACUUCCAAUCGGCGUUUUCGCUGUGUCUCAUCGACGACUGCCUCGACGCUGACGUCCCAUUGGCUGAAAUCGUUGUGUCAGGUACAUUUAGCCUUAUUCACGGCGAUCCACGUAACCAAUCAACGCUUGGUGUCAGUACAGAUGGUGUAGUGCUUCAUCUUGUGGUCUUGUUAAGUCACUGA